AUGCCAUCCAUAUCGGUUUCCAAGGAUUCGAAAAAGUCGGCUGACUCUUCAGAAAUCGAAGGUUCUGAAAAAUGUAACAGAUUCUCGAAAACCUGCCGGAAAAUUCCAAAAAGUAUCCUGAAGUAUUGUUGGGUAAGUAAGUUUUCCCGUUUUCUAAUCACAAAAAUGGCCAACGGCUGAACAAUUGUGCAUUUACGCGUCAAAACACCGUAUUUUACGAAAUUUCGCGGAAAAAUCCAAAAAUCUUUGCGAUUUUCUGAUGAAAAAUACGGAAUUCCACUGACUGCGACACUGCAAAUAUUGCAUACUUUUCAGAAGAGCUCAGCAUUUCACGUCGCCGUCUUCAUUAUCAUUUUUCUCUGCGUAAAUCCAUACGAAGUGGAGCAUAAAUUUGUGGAUCCACGUGUCAUUCCCGAAGAUCGAUUGAUUUCCGACUGGAAUCCCGGAUUGUGCGGUCUGAUCGGCGCCAAACACGGGCGGUAUGCAGGUUCGUACACAAUCCGUCGUCAAUUUCAAUGUUUUCGAGCAAUUUAGGCCGAAAAUGCACUGGAAACACGCCGAUUCCGCACCGACAACAGUUUGGAUGCUAUUUGAGCGAAUGCGGAAGAGAUGAGUGCGACGAGCGCGGCGUCGGAUGGACUGUCAAGGAGAUAUCGAGUUCCGGGUGAGAAGUGGAAGAAAACUAUCUGGAAAUUCGGAUUCUACGCCGGGGUUCGAUCCCCGCUGGGGUCAAUCGUAUUCGCUAACUUUGAAUUCUUUAUUUGAGCAUUUUUGAUCCCGAAUUACACCUUUUUCAGAUGCCGAAAACCGUCGGAAACCCGAAAAACGUGCUGCCGACCGCUGGGACACUUGUGCACCUGGAACGGAAACUGGACGCAUUUCCCGACCCUCCGCACCUUUUCCUGCCAAUUUAUUCCCGAUGAAAAGUGCGGAAAAGUCUUGUGUGAUGUCAGUUUUCAAAAAAAUUUUAAGGAAAACGUUUGUUUUCAGAAAAAGCUGUAUCCGAUAUUGCCGGACCGUCGAAAUCGAUGCGCUUUCGUGAAAGCCGACCGGAAAUUGGGCGUUGCCACGUGUGGAAAAGUGGAUUUUGAAGGCAGAUUCGAGAGUUGGUACAAGAAAAGGUUUCAGAAGAGAAAUCUGAAAAAAAUUGGCAAAAAAUGUUUUUUCAGCGACAUUUUCUCGGUGAUUGACGAUAUUUGA
Molecule: messenger RNA, 1200 nt
Organism: Caenorhabditis sp. 36 PRJEB53466
Lineage: Eukaryota; Metazoa; Nematoda; Chromadorea; Rhabditida; Rhabditidae
Source: the annotation of a GenBank genome assembly